GCAGCACUAUGUAAGGACUGUGUUUGUCUAAAGCACCUCAUUGCCGUAUGCACCUACCUAUUGAUAAAACGUUCUUCCUAUUUAUACAAGGGUUUAGCCAUCAGUCUACAACUAAGAAAUCUACUUAGACAAGCAGUGCUGCCACCAUCGGUAGUUUGAUGAUUGUUUAGUGAGCUUACAAAUGCUUGAUAUUACAAAUACAGUAACGUAGUUGGACCAUAGGGCUGCUUCCUGGGCUGGGCCAGUUCUUUGUCCGACAACUGACAAGGAUCACGUCUCUCAUCAACACCUUUCCAAGUCUGCGAGCAAUUCAACUAAAACAAAGUUUCUUCAAAUGAUUGACUCUUAUGAAUACUCUAAGUCAUGGAUAGUUAAUUUUUGUGACGAUAACUCGAAGUAACUUGAUAAAAAAAAAGACAUUCUGAAGUUAUUAAACUUGAUCAUGAACCCAAAUGUCCAAUCAGCAAUGUCCCCUGGAGAAUCAGGGUCAGCUAUGACAGGAAUGAUGAGCCACGGUUACCAUAGUGCAAGCCCCAUGUUGCACAUGCAGUCUCAGCCUCACCCAUCGCAACUACCCACUACUGCAAACACUGGUGGAGGACGCUGCUGUGCCGGAUGUGGCGGGAAAAUUGUGGACAGGUUUCUGUUACAUGCUAUGGACAGGUACUGGCACACCGGAUGCCUGAAAUGCUCUUGCUGCCAAGCAACUUUAGCUGACAUCGGUAGCUCGUGUUUCACAAAGGCGGGGAUGAUUCUUUGUAAGAACGACUAUAUCCGUAUGUUCGGUAGCACCGGCGCCUGCAGUGCCUGUGGUCAGGUGAUUCCUGCCAACGAGUUUGUCAUGAGAACCCACGGGAACGUGUACCAUCUUAAGUGUUUUGCUUGCGUCAAAUGUCGCAACCAGUUGGUCCCAGGUGAUCGUUACAACCUGGUCAACGGAAGCGUCUUCUGUGAACAGGACUGCUUGAAAAUCCUUAAAGGUACAGUGUCAACAGGAGGUGUACGGAAAGGAAAGGUUCGAGCCAACUCAGCCAUCAAAGCUGUGUGAACGUAUGGUUUUGUUAUCCCAGUGACACAUGGUUACGAUGGUUAUAGAUUAUUUUACCGGAGACUUAGCCAGUCCUAACAACUUUCACUCGGCGUAUAUAAACGUAUUGUUAUCUACUAGAAAUAGCUUUUCGUAGUUGUGAAACAUUACGUUUUCUUUAUCACCAGAAGGCGAUCAUCGACACGUUUUUUUUUUCGUCAUCCAUACACUCAUAACAAACAACUUGGCUAAUUUAUUAAAAUCACGUCACUAAUUAGUCUGUUCUGUCAUGCCACACAACGUCGUAUGGAAACCAUUUAUGCUUAUUUCUGUGAAAUUAAUCCGAGGAGACUAUUUUUGAAAGAGUGUUGAUAUCAUUCGUAACUGGGAUAAAGAUCAGAGUGGCAGUAGCUUGUUUAAGACUGAAAUGGAAAUCAAAAUAUCUAAUGGUUUCUAGUAAUAGUGUUCUGUAAAUACGCCUAAGUUCUUAAUUACGGUAAUGACAAAAAUAUGCGUAUACGCAUAGUUCAGAUCGCUAAAUAUUUUAUAUAUAUAUAUAUAUAUAUAUAUACUGCGUAUAACAGAUGUUACGUAUUAUCAUUAUUGUUCAUAUGGAAAGUGUUGAUUAACACCACUCAUAAAACUUGUUAUUCUCAGUUCAAGUAUACGACUGUAUUAAGUAUGCGUGAACAAAUGAAGAAAAUAAUUAAGGUAUGUAUGCUUCAAGGAAAUUUAAGGAAGAAAAAUAUCAUAAUGAAAUAUUGUUUGAAUUAUUAUUAUGAUUACUAAGUUACCAAUAACUAACUGUCAGAGUUACCGGUUUGAGAAAAUUGGUAUUUUCUUAGUCCAACUACAGGUAACUGCUCGAUUUGAACUUGACCGAAAAAUAAUUUACCAGCCCUCUAAAGCUAUUUGAGAUGAAGCAUCAAAGGCGGCAUAUUUUCAAUAAAAUAUUAAAUUAGUUAACUACACUACUGUAUUUCUUGCACCACUUCUGUAUAUAAAACUAUUAUGAAAUCGGAUUCGUUUCAUUGCUAUUUAAUCGCACGUUAAAUAAUCUGUGUAAUGUUAUUGUUUGUAAAAGUAACUAAAGUAGUUGCUGCUAGCUUCAGUGGUGUUAACUGUCACAUUGUAUAUUCGGGUUUUCGAACUGUUGUGUCGUCAGAAUUGCUCACAUAUAUGUAUUUGUUGGACGGUUUCUUAAAAGUGUGGUGGCAGUAUUGAAUUUCUGUUAAUUUUUUCAGUGUGACAUUUAAAAGUAUUUGUUUUUCUUUAUGUAUGUAACCUGUAUCAAGUGAUCUGUAGGCUUCAAGAUAAAAAAAUAUUAUGGUUAAUAAACACUCAGUUUUUAGAA
Limulus polyphemus (Atlantic horseshoe crab) is the source of this 2381-nucleotide messenger RNA. Its product is annotated as LIM domain transcription factor LMO4.2-like. The transcript is spliced from 3 exons. NCBI's taxonomy places the organism in Eukaryota, Metazoa, Arthropoda, Merostomata, Xiphosura, Limulidae. The record is from RefSeq and is a predicted model, not a curated record. Bases 443 to 1048 code for a protein of 201 amino acids.